Nymphaea colorata (pocket water lily) is the source of this 1265-nucleotide messenger RNA. RefSeq names its product 40S ribosomal protein SA-like. Gene Ontology annotation, cellular component: cytosolic small ribosomal subunit; ribosome; 90S preribosome. The record is from RefSeq and is a predicted model, not a curated record. Gene Ontology annotation, biological process: ribosomal small subunit assembly; cytoplasmic translation. Gene Ontology annotation, molecular function: structural constituent of ribosome. The coding region runs from base 134 to 1051 and encodes 305 amino acids. The transcript is spliced from 5 exons. NCBI's taxonomy places the organism in Eukaryota, Viridiplantae, Streptophyta, Magnoliopsida, Nymphaeales, Nymphaeaceae.
GAGAGAGCAGCCGGAGGCCCUCUUCUUGGAUCACCCUCCCUUCCCCGGAGCUCCUAGAUCCUCUGUCACUGCCUCUUGCUCCUCUCUCUCUCUCUUUCUUCCUCUCGCUGUUGUCCUGGUCUGCUCAGCGAUAAUGGCGGCAGGAAAGACGACGCUCUCGCAGAAGAAGGCGGACAUACAAAUGAUGCUCGCGGCUGACGUCCACCUUGGCACCAAGAACUGCGACUUCCAGAUGGAGCGCUACGUCUUCAAGCGCAGGACUGACGGUAUUUACAUCAUAAACCUUGGAAAAACAUGGGAGAAACUUCAACUGGCUGCAAGGGUUAUUGUUGCUAUAGAGAAUCCACAGGACAUCAUCGUCCAGUCUGCGAGGCCAUAUGGUCAACGAGCUAUUUUAAAGUUUGCACAGUACACUGGAGCUCAUCCAAUUGCUGGGCGUCACACCCCUGGAACAUUCACAAAUCAGCUUCAGACAUCAUUUAAUGAGCCACGUCUUCUUAUUCUAACUGAUCCCAGAACAGAUCACCAGCCAAUUAAGGAGUCUUCUUUGGGAAAUAUUCCCACCAUCGCUUUCUGUGAUACAGACUCACCUAUGCGUUAUGUGGAUAUUGGUAUUCCAGCGAACAACAAGGGAAAGCACAGCAUAGGUUGUCUAUUUUGGUUGCUAGCUAGAAUGGUUCUGCAGAUGAGGGGAACAAUUCCUCCCAAUCACAAGUGGGAUGUCAUGGUGGACCUGUUUUUCUAUAGGGACCCUGAGGAGGCCAAGGAGCACGAAGAAGAGGAAGUUGUUGCUGCCCCAGAUUAUGGUGCCACUGAUUUUUCAGCAGCAGCACUUGGCCUUGCCACAGACCAGUGGCCUGGCCAAAUUAGCGAUGCCCAGUGGGGUGGGGAGGUUCCUCCUGCUGCUGCUGCUGCAGUGCCAUCAGUCGAGUGGGCUGCUCCUCCAGUUGCUGUUUCUGGUGAUGGAUGGGACACGGCUGCUCCCCCGCCAACUGUUGCACCUGCGGUCGAUGUCGUUCCACCACCAUCAGGUUGGGAUCCUGAAAUGUAGAGAGCAGAUUGACAUUCAAAUGCAUGAUAUCGUUUUGAUUGUGGGUUUCCGUUUUACUAUGUUUCAAAGUAGUCAGUUUUGUAGCCAAGAGUAUAUAGAGAUGGAACUCUUCUUUCUUGAAUGAGUUAUUUUUCUCUUAGUUGAAUUAUGAUAUUUAACAAAUGGAAGAACUGCCUUUUGAAGUGCAUAAUGCAUUAUCUAUUUAAGGUCUUCA